GGAGAAGUGAGACAGCAAGUCAUUCGUCUGUUCCUCCUUCCAUCAGCGUGUGAGCAGCACCGGUGGUCUGGUCUCAGGAGUUCACCAAAUCUCUUCUUAUCAAGUGCAGACAAACAUCAGCAGCCUCACCAUGAGCGCCAUUACUCUGUACAAAAACAAUGACUUAACUGGAGAGAAUAGUAAAUUUAUCGAUGACAACUUUGACCUCAGUCCUUACGGCUAUGACAGGAAGAUGGGCUCCAUGAGUGUGCAGGGGAAUCCCUGGGUUACUUAUAGUGAGGCUCAAUUUAAAGGAGAUGAGAAUCUGUACACUAAGGGUAGUUAUAAGGAUAUCACAGAUGAUGCUAAAUUUAUGUCUAUGAAGCUCAUCAAAGAUUUGAAAAGCCCGCGUAUUACCUUGUUUAAAAAAACCGGCUUUGUUGAUGAGCAUAUCGAACUCGAUGAGCACACCACAUUGCCUUUGGGGUACCAAGUGGCCUCUUAUAAAGUGCACAGUGGAGCCUGGUGUCUCUUUGAGUUUCAGGGCAACACUGGAAAAAAACAUGUGGCCUUCAAAGGGGAAAAUGUGGCCGACUGUCACAGUAUUGACUUUGAUAACUACCCUGCGUCUCUGGAGCCAGUGAAGCCAUAGUGUGAGAAAGGCAACACAUGAGAAGGGGUCUCACCAGCAAAGACCCCUUGAAGUAACGGCAAGUUGGCACCUCCAGGCUGACAGGCAGCAUGGAAGAUACAAGAGCUUUCCGCAGUUUUUCUGGGUUUUUGAGGCCAUUGCAUGUCUUUUAAUUAAUUUUACUUUUAUUAAUCUUGAUCUCUUGCUUUCUUUAACUGAAUGACAAUCAGACCAAAUUAAACUGUAAUGGCUAAACUAACAAUUGUAAUGUAUUCAUGAUGAAACCUUCAUGUUUCUGUGAUUGUU
Molecule: messenger RNA, 916 nt
Organism: Polypterus senegalus (gray bichir)
Lineage: Eukaryota; Metazoa; Chordata; Cladistia; Polypteriformes; Polypteridae
Product: beta-crystallin B1-like
Exons: 2
Coding region: 131-631 (166 amino acids)
Source: RefSeq, a predicted model, not a curated record